Messenger RNA from Rhinolophus ferrumequinum (greater horseshoe bat), 2464 nucleotides. Its product is annotated as beta-galactosidase-1-like protein 3. The coding region runs from base 242 to 2242 and encodes 666 amino acids. Gene Ontology annotation, cellular component: vacuole. Lineage: Eukaryota; Metazoa; Chordata; Mammalia; Chiroptera; Rhinolophidae. Gene Ontology annotation, molecular function: beta-galactosidase activity. The transcript is spliced from 20 exons. The record is from RefSeq and is a predicted model, not a curated record. Gene Ontology annotation, biological process: carbohydrate metabolic process.
GUCUUCUGCGCUCAAGCGGUUUGGCGCCUUGGGUGGGAUGAGGGGCUCUGCCCUUCUGGCCGCCUAGAGCCCCAGACCGCUACUUGACCCUGCCCGGGAGGCUCCCGGACCCCGUGCGGGGCUGCGGUGGAGGCUCGCAGAUCCUCGGCUACAGGCGCGCAGCGGUCCGAAGCGUGGCUGGUCCCCGCUGCAGGGAGGCGGCGAGAGCAGAGCGGGACCUCUGCGCCCCGGCCGUGCGGUGAUGGAUUCCUCGCCACGCUUCAGCACGUGUCUUUCCUGGAAAAGAAUCGUGUGCAGCUUUUUCCUGCCAUUUAUUUUAUCAGGUCUUGCUCCUUCGAGAAAAUAUAAAGAGUAUCUUAUAUCUGGAGAAGUGCGGCCGCAGCUGCCACAGUACAGCAGGUUUAAUUGGUCUCAUCUGACCCCUCUUGAGCUGAAAAACCGAUCUAUGGGACUUCAGACUGAAAGCAUAGCUGGGAGUAACCCAUACUUCACACUGGGGGGGCACAAGUUCCUGAUCUUUGGGGGCUCCAUCCACUAUUUCCGAGUGCCCAGGGCUUACUGGAGGGACCGUCUCCUGAAGCUGAAGGCCUGUGGCUUCAACACUGUCACCACCUACGUUCCGUGGAACCUCCAUGAGCCACAAAGAGGCAAAUUUGACUUCUCUGGGAACCUGGAUCUGGAGGCCUUUGUGCUGAUGGCUGCGGAGAUCGGGCUGUGGGUGAUUCUGCGUCCAGGCCCCUACAUCUGCAGUGAGAUCGACCUUGGGGGCUUGCCCAGCUGGUUACUGCAGGACCCCAACUUGAGACUGAGAACAACCGACAAUGGCUUUGUUGAAGCAGUUAAUCAAUAUUUUGAUCAUCUUAUGGCCAGAGUGGUUCCUCUCCAGUACCACCAGGGAGGCCCCAUUAUUGCAGUGCAGGUGGAGAAUGAAUAUGGUUCGUUCAAUAAGGAUAAAGAUUACAUGCCGUAUCUUCAAAAGGCCCUGCUGAAAAGAGGGAUUGUGGAGCUGCUCUUGACCUCAGAUUCUGAGAAAGAAGUUCAAAGAGGCUCCAUAAAAGGAGUGCUGGCCACCCUCAAUAUGAACGCAUUUCAGGAAAAUGCUAUCAAGUCCCUUCAUAAGAUGCAGAGAAAUAAGCCCAUUAUGGUUAUGGAAUACUGGGUCGGCUGGUUUGACACAUGGGGGAGUGGUGAACACAAGGUUACAAAUGCGGACGAUGUUGAAAAAACUGUGUCUGAAUUUAUCAAAUUUGAGAUCUCCUUCAACAUCUAUAUGUUCCAUGGUGGAACCAACUUUGGUUUCAUAAACGGGGCCAUAAAUUUUGGGAGGCACACAGGUGUUGUCACUAGCUAUGACUAUGAUGCUGUACUGACAGAGGCCGGCGAUUACACAAACAAAUAUUUCAAGCUCCGAAAACUCUUUGGAUCCAUUUUAGCGUUUCCCCUACCCCCCUUACCUGAGAUCACUCUCAAGGCUGUGUAUCCUGCUGUGAGACCAUCCCUUUACUUGCCACUAUGGGAUGUAUUAAAGUACUUAAAUGAGCCAGUCAUAUCUAAUAAACCAGUCAACAUGGAGAAUCUUCCCAUAAACAAUGGGAACGGUCAGUCCUAUGGAUUCAUACUGUAUGAGACUCCCAUCUGCUCUGGAGGUGAGCUCUAUGCUGAUGUUCAAGAUACAGCACAGGUAGGGGACAGCAGCUUCUCCAUGGAGGUGUUUUUGAAUGAGACAAGUAUAGGAAUGCUGAAUGAUGAUAAUCAGAACUUGAACAUUCCUGAAGUCAGGGAAUGUCAACUUCUAAGGGUCCUGGUGGAGAAUCAAGGACGAGUCAAUUUUUCAUGGAAAAUUCAAGAUCAGCGGAAAGGAUUAAUUGGAUCUAUUACCAUCAAUAAUAUUCCCGUGGAGGGUUACACUAUCUAUUCUCUGGAAAUGAAAAUGAACUUCUUUGAGAGGCUCCGCUCUGCCACUUGGAGGCCUGUCCCAAAUAACUAUUUGGGCCCUGCCUUCUACCUUGGUACCUUGAAGGCUGGCUCUUCUCCCAAGGACACUUUCCUGAGACCACUGAACUGGAAUUAUGGAUUUGUGUUCAUCAAUGGACAUAACCUUGGGCGAUAUUGGUGCAUUGGACCACAGGAAACACUUUAUCUUCCUGGUGCCUGGCUUCAUCCAGAAGACAAUGAGAUCAUCCUGUUUGAGAAAAGCAAGAGUGGUUCAGACAUUCAAACUAUAGAUGGACCCAUGCUUUAAAUUGUCUUAUAGCAUAUUUCAUGGAUUGUUGGAGUUCAUCUACAAGCAGUGUUUCAGGAGGAAGAUUUACACCUAGAAUUUCAGACACAGUGUUGUCUACAAUAGCAAAAAUGUGAAAAAACCUAAAAAAAUCAAUAGAGAAAUUGUUAUAUGUAUGUUAUAGUAUAUCCAUAUGAUGUCUAGUUUUAGGCUUUAAAAAGUCUUCAAAUCUGCAAUGAUUGA